Messenger RNA from Nicotiana tabacum (common tobacco), 1679 nucleotides. RefSeq names its product E3 ubiquitin-protein ligase SPL2. Gene Ontology annotation, molecular function: ubiquitin-protein transferase activity. Gene Ontology annotation, biological process: organelle organization; protein ubiquitination. The record is from RefSeq and is a predicted model, not a curated record. NCBI's taxonomy places the organism in Eukaryota, Viridiplantae, Streptophyta, Magnoliopsida, Solanales, Solanaceae.
CAAUAUUUAUUUCUUUUUCCACUCAGCCAAUUAACGAUGCAAAUAGCGUCUGGAAUUUCACUUUUCCGACGACUGGGAAUUCGAAAGGCGACCAUAUAACCAGCCAUGUCAGUACACGACCAAGCGGCGGCGGCGGCCGUGAAACUAGCUAUGGCGGCGGACGGGGCACUUGUCGGCCUAGCCCUAGCGUACAUUGCCGUACGGAGUAUUUUCAUGUUCAAAGCCAAGUCUUCCGCCCUUCACAAAAUCAACGACGCGCCGUCCCUCCGUGUCUCUGAUCUCCGUUCCUUAAUUUCGUUGUCUUCUGAAAGUAAUGUCAAUUCUGAUCAAUCCGAUGAUGACGGUAAGCUUGUGAUCAUUCGCGGUACAGUGGAGGCGAAAUCUGCUGUUGAGGGUAACUGGAAGAGCUUAAGGGCUAAUAUUCUCUCCGCUCAUGAGUCUGCUGAAAAAGGCGUUAUCUUGCAACGCACUCAAACCUGUAUCUACAAUGAAUGGAGAGGCUUCUUUGGGUGGACUGGUGAUCUACGUUCAAUAUUUCCAAGAUACUGGAAGGAACAAGAUUCUUCCUCUUUGAGAAUGGUUCCUUUUGUUGUUGUUGAAGCUGGGAGGUGGCCACAACCUGAAUAUGUUAAUGUGAACAUGGAUGGCUCAAGGCAUCCCCUACCUCUUGUGACAGUUUAUCAUCACUUACAGCCUGUAAAUGCUACUCCGCUCACUUUCCUCCAGGCGCUCUUUGGUCAUCCCUAUCCUGUUGGGGUACUGGAUGAAGAAAAAAUUUUGCCACUUGGAAAAGAUAUAACAGCUGUUGGUGUUUGCAGCUCAAAAGAUGGGAUUUUUGAGAUCAAAUCAUGCAAGGACCUACCCUAUUUCUUGUCUGACAUGACCAAGGAUCAAAUGCUGGUAGAUCUUGCCUUUAAAACAAAAGUUUUGCUGUGGAGUGGAGUUGUGCUUGGUUCAUUUGCAGUUGGUGUCCUUGGCUAUGCUGCUGUGAGGAACUGGAAUAGAUGGAAGGAACGGAGACACCAUAGGCAGGUCCAGCAACAAAAUGCUUCUGCUAGCAAUGAAGCUGAUUCGCAGGUUAGUGCUGAUGAGGAAACUGGAGAUGUUCCCGAUGGGCAGUUGUGUGUGAUUUGCCUAAUGAGAAGGAGGCGGUCAGCAUUCGUUCCGUGUGGACAUCUGGUUUGUUGCCAGCGAUGUGCCUUGUCAGUUGAACGCGAUUUAGCACCCAAGUGUCCUGUAUGUAGGCAGUCAAUUCAUAGUUCUGUAAUGAUAUAUGAUUCUUGAGGAGCAAAUAGUAUGCGUGAUUUUGAGUAGCUCAUGCUGGGAAGGUGGUUGUGCAUUUUGUAAAGCAUCAUGCAAGUGAAAACCGCAUAAGAAGUCUCAUACCAAUGGACCUGAAGUGGGAACAUGUGAGGAUGGUGGAUGAUAGGACUGAUGGUAGAUGUUUUUCGCUGUGCCAAUGGGUAAUCAGAUACUAAAAUCUAACACGCAUGUUAUUUGUGUGCCUGUACAUACAUAUUUUGCAGACUUUUUGUUGUAUCCUUAAAAUUCAAUAUUCACUAUAGUAUAACUGGGAAGGAAAUCUUGUCAAUGUGGUAACAGCCAGUAAUUGUAAAUAAGCUUCCCCUACUGAAAGUAGUAGUACAGCAUGACUUGCUAGGAGUCAUUUUGCUUGAAAA